Cydia splendana is the source of this 7195-nucleotide messenger RNA. RefSeq names its product remodeling and spacing factor 1-like. The coding region runs from base 216 to 6956 and encodes 2246 amino acids. The transcript is spliced from 26 exons. Gene Ontology annotation, cellular component: chromatin; RSF complex. The record is from RefSeq and is a predicted model, not a curated record. Gene Ontology annotation, molecular function: histone binding. Gene Ontology annotation, biological process: negative regulation of DNA-templated transcription. NCBI's taxonomy places the organism in Eukaryota, Metazoa, Arthropoda, Insecta, Lepidoptera, Tortricidae.
AUUCGCAAGUCUAUGGCACGAUGGCUGUCAAUUGAGUUAUAUUUUAUUACUAGAAAAUAAGAAAAUAAUGAAUUCUGUGCACAUUAAAAUAAUAUUUUCGUGAAUAAUGUACAUUUUAUACAAUUUUAAUCUAGAUAUAAGUGAUGCAAUUGUUAUCUAAAUAUAGUUAAAGCCACAUAGCGAUGUUUAGUAUAAAAACUAACUGAGUUUCGACGAUGGCGUCUGACGGAGAAAUUUCCUGUACGAAUGAUCCCAAUUUCGCCGCAAUCUACUCGUUUUUGAAGGUUUUCGGGAAAUUGUACGGGCUAGAAAUACCGUCAAUAUCAAAAUUACAGCAGCUCGUAGAGAAUACGGAGGAAGUUCCGGAGCCGCUGAAGGAGCUGCACCUGCGGCUGCUGCGGCGCGCGCAGAAGUCCGUGCAGAGCAACCGCUGGGAGCGCUGCCUCAUCAAGUUCUGCCACCAGCAGGGCCACCACCAGGAGGCGUGGGAGAUCGAGCGCUUCUCCUACAAGAAAGCCAGCACAGAGGUCAAACUAAAGACCCUCAAGAUACUUCUUGAGUACCAAUUCACAUGCCACGCAAAGUUCAAGGCAGCGGUCAAUGCCCUGUCAUGUAAGGAGCUCCGGUUGGACCCCAUCGGACGGGACCAGCAGGGCUGCGUGUACUGGCUUCAGGUGGACGAUGAGGCGAACCUCUGUCUGUAUCGGGAGGACCAGGAUGAGGAGACUUGGCAGUUAAUAGCGAGAAAUCGAGAAGAGUUAGUCAAAGUAAUAGGACAAUUGAAGAAUGGAGAAGAAAUUUGUUCCUCGACUGUGUCUAACACCAAUGAGGACUCCAGCAGUACCGAAAUACCUGCAACUGAGGCCACUGAGAAAGCCAACACACCACCCGAAGAAGAAAACGAGGAAUUCCUAAGCCCAGAGUCUGAGUCGGAACAUGAUGAUGAUGAAUCUAAAGCUGAUAAGAAACCCCCUCCCACAGAAGCUGAUGAUAGUAAUAACAAAGAAGAAAAACCAGUAGACAACAAACCAGUAGAAGAAAGUGAAAAAACUGAAGAUUCUAAAACAGAAGAAGAAAAAGUAGAAGAUGUGAAGGUAAAAGAACCUCCUAUAGAAGAUAAAAAUAUAGAAGAGAAAAGUGAAAACCCAUCAGCGCAAAUAUCAGAAAAGGCUGAAGAUUCAGAAAAUCAGCAAUUAGAAGAAAAAUACGACAAAAACGAAAAAGUAGAACCUGAUGUUGCUGAAAUACCCCAAAACGGUACAGACAGCAAAAAAUCUCCAGAACGUGAAAAGACGCCUGAGAAUCCUCCAAGUGAGGAAACCAAAUUAAAGGAGACAGAUGAGGUGAGUGAGGCAAUAGAAGAGCCGGUCAUGGUUGUCACAGGGGAAGGCAGCGGAGCCGAUUGUGAGAGCUCAUACUUUAUAGGUGAAGAAAUAGCCGAACCUGUCAUGUAUUUUUAUGGAGAAGGUUGUGGUUAUGAUAACGAUACCGGAAACCCUGAAGUAUUAGAAGAAGCCAACACAGCGCAGCAUAACUCAGAUGAGGAGAAUGACAAUGAAGAAUGUGUCAAUGGUGAACAUUCUAACUCUAAUGAUAACUCUAACUCUAGUAAAAGUAAAUUAGUUAAAAGUAUUAAGUUAAAAAGUGGUCAUCCUACUGUAAAUAAACGAUCUUUGAAGAAGCAAUCUAAUGAUAAUUCCGAAGUUCUAAAACCAGAUUCUAAGAAACAUUGUAUUAGAAAGCUUAACAGAUCAGACAGUAUGAAAUCAAAUUCAAGCAAUAAUGACAAUGACUUGAAGAGGGAAAGCAGCGUGAAUGACAAAACCACAGAUAGUGAAAGUCCGAACAAAAAUAAUGUGAAAAAAACUAGAGGUAAGGUAAAGAAAAAACCUGAAGUAGUAAAGAAAUUAAAGCUAAAUCAGAAGAAAGAGUCUCCUGCAUCGGACGCUGACAAUUGUAAUGAUAGUAAAGCCAGUAUUAUAGAAAAGAGGAAAAACAGUGUGUCUUCAGAUCAAGAUGGAGUUGAUCAUACGGAACAGGAAAAGGAAGGAAGCCCGGACCACGAGGCUAAACCCGACGACGAUCUACCUCCAAAAAAAUUACGCUUAGAAAGUAAGGACAUUGAAGUAUCACAUUCCAAAGAUACUCUAGACAAUGUAAAUAAAGACGAUGCUAAAAGCGAAAACAAUGAAAAUAACGACAAUCUUAACAAAGAGCAUGAAGAAAAAGAUCCUAUAGCCAUGAGAAAGAAAAUUAAAGCUAACAAAGGGAAGUUUAAAAGAAAAAAGAUACUACAGAAUAAGGUAGAUAAUAGUGAUGUAGAAAAGAGUAAUGGUAAGGAGAAGAGUAAGUCUAAGCCUUUAAAGAGGUCGCUGUUGGACGCGACGCACAGUGACAGGAACAAAUCAGAAUCUCAAAGUGAAAGUGAGGACGAUAUGCCCAUCACAAGUGGCAAGAGGUUGAAAAUUAAACCCAAGAAAAUUAUUACAACAUCCAGAAAAAAGGUUGAAGCCAAGCUGCUUGAGAAAAAAUCUAGUGAUGAUUCCGAAGAAGAAACAUUGUACAGUAUAGCAGGCAAAAAGACCGGCAAGAAAGUCCUAAAAAAGAAGCCGAAAGGCAAAGAGAAGGCCAAAGUAAAGGAGACUGCGGAUGACUCGGAUGCUACGCCCGUUCGGCAGUCGCGCCGGAUCGCGCAGCAGAAGAUUAAAGAGGAAGCCGACAGGAGGCAUCAGGAGGAAGUUGCGCUUCGGGAGAUGAAGAUGAGCCAUAAGAAGAAGGGCGUCGACUCGGAGGAGGAGUGGCGGGCGUCCGGCGGCAGCUCGGGCUCGCCGGUGCGGCGGCGCGCGCGGCCGGCGGCGGCGGGCUGGCGCGCGCAGGACUCCAGCGAGCCCGACUCCGAGUCCGAGCGCGACGAGCUCUCCGACCGCCCCGAGCCGGACCUCGAAUUCGGCAAAUCAGACCAUGAGUUCUCGCCAGAGUCCGACCUUGAGACUGGGGAACCGAGCGAGCCUCUGAAAAGGGCCAGAACGUUGCAGGAAGGAGCUGAUGAUGGGUUCUGCAAGCACUGUGGCAGCGGCGAGCAGCCGGAAUGGAUACUGUUGUGUGACCAGUGCGACGCCGGCUACCACGCGUCGUGUCUCAAGCCCAUGUUGUUCCUGGUGCCGGAGGGCGAUUGGUUCUGUCCACCGUGCAAUCAUGCGAUGCUAAUAUCGUCUCUAGAGAGCGAGCUAGUGAAAUACGACGAGCUGGUGGUGAGCGUCGAGGCCGAGCGGGCGCGGAUCAAGGAACAGGAGCUGUUGAACAAACCGCCUUCCAUCAAGAGCGAGAAGAGAGAAGAAGAGUCGGACAGCGGAAGCGGCAGCGGGAGCUCGUACUCAUCAUCAUCGUCGGCGGGCGCCGUGUACCGGCUGCGCGCGCGCCGCCAGCUGCCCGUCAGCGUGCGCGCGCAGGAGUACGACCGCCUCAUCAGCUCCGCCAUCAAGGAGGAAUACUUGGAGCCGACAACGAGUGCGGGCAACCAGGGGCGGGGCAAGGACAUCUCGACCAUCAUAGAGGCCGCUGAAGAGGAGAAACUCAAGGCCGAGCGAGAGGAGGCCAUCGCAUCGGGUAAACCAAUAACAGAGAUCCGCAAGAAAAAGAAGCAGCGCCGGAAACCGCGCAAACUCAACUCCUUGGAGGUGGUGUCCGAGGACGACGACGAGACCGAUGAGGACUUCAAGGACACCGGCAUGGAAUCGUCAUCGGAAGACAUGUCUUCGUCCGCGGACCGCGACAGUUCGGACUCGCGCUCGUCCGACUCCUUGCCCAUACGCCGCGCGCAACGCACUGACAAGAAAGAUCGUCCGAAACUCCGAGAAUCGUCGCCGGAAGUGAAGAAGAAGAAGGGAGAGUUCGCCGGCAGCUCCAGCGAGUCCAGCGGCGCUAAAGAGUGGCCGCCGAAGAAUAAAUCAAAAUCCAAAUCGCGAUCCAGACGCGAGAAACGCGAGAAGCGUGAGAAGCGCGACAAAUCCCGUCCGUCGAAACCGAAGAAACCGCGAGGCCUACAGCAGUACGACGCCGACGGCAACGUCAUCCGGCCUCGCGUCACUUACGGAGGCCUCAGCGACUCCCCUAAUGAUUGGUCGCCGAAACACAGGACGAGACAGAAGAAGAUUAAUUAUACGGAGACGCCUAACACUGAAUCUGAAGAUGAAAUGCAUAAAGGCAGCGGCAAGCACAUGCCGGACAGCUCGGACGAGUUCAAGGUGACCUCCUCCGACGCCGACUCCGACUCCGACCGGCCCGACCCCAACCAGAAGACCCUCAGUGACCUCAUCAAGACGGCCGUGGUGCCGCUUGAGAAGCUCCCCGAUGACGUCACCAAGGCGAAGGAGGAGGAGCUGCAAGCGCAUCUUAGUAAGUUAUACGCUCAAGCGGCCGCGACGGAUCCGAGGCCGCUGCGAGGCAAGGGCAGCCGCGGCGGCCGGGGAAGCAGGGGCCCUCGGGGGCGCGGGCGGGGCGGCGGGGGCGGCGCCAGCGCGGACGACGCGCUCGCCAAGCUCGUCGGCGUCAAGAUCAAAGACCUCAGCCAAGAACCCAUCAAACCCAACCAGAUUGAAAGGGAAAAGAAACGUCAAGAACGCGAAGCCAAACUAGCAGAGAAAGAAGCCAAGCGCAUGGAGAGAAUACAAAAGAAGGAAGAGAAGGAGAAACUAAAAGAACUAAAGGCGAAAGAGCGAGAGGAAAAGAAACUAGCGAAGAUAGCGCUGCAGGAGAGCAAGCGGGUGAAAAAGGAGAAGCCUGAAUACCCAAUAUCCGGCCCAGUGGGUUACAACGUUAGACCAGACAUGCGGAUGAUGUACCCGGGCAUGAAGCAUCCGGAUUACCCAGGUCCCGGUCCGAGUCCGGGUUCCGACCAGCCGCAGAGGUUCCCUACACAGCCCAGGUUACAGGUGCGGGCGGAGCUGCGCGGCGUGCCGGUGGCGGGCCCGCUGGCCGCCGACAACCUCCGGGAAGGCACACUAUCCGUAGCGGGCUCCCCGCAGCCUUUCAAGCCGGUCAGCGAAGAGCCCAGCGUCAUCACGCGCAUGCCGCACAUGCUCAACCAAUACAGGGGUCCGAUGAUGUACCCGGGCGGCGGGUCGCCGUACGGUCCGCGACCGCAGAACAUGAUGUACGUGCCGCACCCCGGCCUGCCGCCGCGGCAGUACCCGCCGCACUACUACCGCCUGCCGCCCUACCGCCUGCCCGACGCGCAGCAACCCAACCACGCCGUCUCACACCUGGCUCUAGGACCCAGGCUGCUGGGGACCCCCGGGGCGUCGCACCACGGGCCCCACGGGCCGCCCGGUGGUCCGCCUGGUGGCUCGCCCUACAGAUCGCCCGGACCUCACGGUCCACCCGGGUCGACCUAUGGACCACCGGGCCCUCACGGUCCACCUGGAUCGACCCAUGGGCUACCGGGCCCUCACGGGUCGCCGGGAUCGUCCCAUGGACCUCACGGCCCCCCCGGGUCGACCCACGGCCCGCCGGGAUCAUCCCAAGGAUCUCACGGGCCCCCGGGCUCGUCACACGGGCCGCCAAGAAAUUCUCACGGACCCCCCGGGACCUCUCACGGGCCGCCCGGCGCCCACGGCCCGCCCGGAUCUCACGGCCCCCCGGGCUCGUCCCACGGACCCCCCGGACUUCCCCAUGGGCCCCCCGGACCUCCCCACCGGCCCCCCGGACCUCACCACGGGACCCCCGGACCUCACCACGGGACCCCCGGACUGCACCACGGGACCCCCGGACCUCACCACGGGACCCCCGGACCUCCCCACGGGCCUCCCGGACCUCCCCACGGACCCCCGGGACCUCACGGCCCGCCCGGGUCCUCACACCGACCGCCGGGACCGCACGGGCCCCCUCCCUCAUCCCACGGACCCCCUCAUGGGCCACCGAAUUCAUCGCACGCACCUCCGGGCCCGCCGGGCUCGUCCCACGGGCCCCCGGGGACCCGCGGCCUACCCGGGCCCUCCCUCGGCCCCCCCGCGCCGCACGGCCCCCUGCACGGGCCGCACCCGAGUGCGCUACACGGGCUCCUGCGCGCCGGCCCGCCCGUGCAGCUGCAGGCCCCGCGCGGCCCGGUGAGGCCCGCCGGCCCGCCCGGCCCGCCCGGGCCGCCCGGCCACCCGGGCCCGCCCGGCCACCCGGGCACGCCGUCCCCCGGCCCCCCGAGCUCCGCAUCUCCCGUCUCGCUCCCGCCCGGGCCGUCCGGACCCGGCUCCGACUUGACGCCGCCGCCCGCCAAGGAGCCCCCCAUCAAGAUCAAAGCCGAGGUGAAGACCGAGCCCGAGUACCACUCGCCGGUGCAGUCUCCGCCGCGCGUCUCCCCCGAGCCGCCGCGCCACCCCAAAAUCAAGGUCACCGACAACAAGGAGCGGCGCCCGCGCUACCCGCUCGGCCCGUACGCGCCGCAGUACGGCCCCUACGGCCCGUACGCGCCGCCCGCCGAGCAGCCGCUGCUCCUCCGCGGCCCCUCGCCGCUGCAGCGCAUGCAUCAAAACCUUCACCAGUUUUUACCUGAGAAACCUGAGCCGGCGCGAUCGCCGCGGGCCGAGGCGCCGCAAUACCUCCCGAUGCUGCGGCCGGGCGCUCCGCCCUACAACAUUCCGUUAAUGAGGGCGCCCGGGCCGGCCGCGCCGUACUACCCGGGGCCGGACAUGCGGCAGGAGAAGCCUCCGCCCACCCCACCCCCGGACAAACCGUCACCGGCCUCAGUCCCCGCGCCGCCCCCGCCGGCCCCCGUGCCCGUGUCUCCGCCCGCGCGGGCCCCGGAGCCGGGGGCCAUCUCCCCGGCGCGCAUGGAGGAGGCCCCGGAGCCCCCCAAGGGCCCCGACUUCGUGAAGACCGAGCCCCCGUCCGAGCCGCAGGGCAGCGUGUUCGGCGGCCUCGUCAGCUACUUCUCGAGCCAGCGCGAGGACGAGCUCGACGCGUAGCGACCUGUACAUACUCUAUAGUGAUCUAUUUAUAUAUCGAUUCGAUAUUACGUUUGCGUAAUUAGCAGAUUAAGUUGAGGACUUUUUGGUCUCGAAUAAAAUGUAUUAUUUCCGGUUAUGUUUAAGUGAGAUUUAUUUAUACAGAGUCGAUAAGUACUUACAUGUAUCUCUAAAUACGAAUUUUAUUAAAGAAUCAAAUCGAUUAUUUCUUUUUGCAAAAUAAAUGUUUUCUCCUACAA